Branchiostoma floridae (Florida lancelet) is the source of this 2301-nucleotide messenger RNA. RefSeq names its product short-chain dehydrogenase/reductase family 42E member 1-like. The transcript has 12 exons. Bases 185 to 1339 code for a protein of 384 amino acids. The record is from RefSeq and is a predicted model, not a curated record. Lineage: Eukaryota; Metazoa; Chordata; Leptocardii; Amphioxiformes; Branchiostomatidae. Gene Ontology annotation, molecular function: 3-beta-hydroxy-Delta5-steroid dehydrogenase (NAD+) activity. Gene Ontology annotation, biological process: steroid biosynthetic process.
CCAAUAGUGUGUCGCGAUUUGUGUAUCAACGCCUGGCGCAUGAAACGGCGAUUGUGAUUGGAUGGCAGGAAGUGGGCGGAAACUGCAGGGGUCAAAGGCCUAAAGGUCAACUGAAACAGCUGAUCAGUCUGGUCACCAGGGAAAGGCGCUGCACACGCACAUAAAGAAGGUACCUAUCGCUGUCAUGCCAGAGGAGAGAGUGCUAGUGACGGGGGGAGGGGGUUACCUGGGGCUGAGGCUGGCAAACAUGCUGCAGAGGGAUGGUGCAAACGUCACUCUCUUCGACCUACGAGAACCAAUCGAGAAAGCAGCAGCUGACAUAAAGUUCAUCAAGGGAGACAUCACCAACUAUGAAGAUGUUGAAGAUGCCUGUCGUGGGAUGGACUGUGUGUAUCACAUCGCUUCACAUGGGAUGUCAGGCAGAGAACAGCUCAACAGAAAGCUGAUUGAAGCUGUCAAUGUUGGAGGAACAAAGAAUGUCAUCAAAGCCUGUUGCAGACAGGGCGUACACAGACUGGUUUAUACCAGCACCUUUAACGUAGUGUUUGGUGGACAGAAGAUAGAGUUUGGGGAUGAGUCCCUACCUUACCUACCUCUGCACAAGCACCCAGACUACUACUCCAUGACAAAGUCCAUAGCAGAGAUGGAAAUUCUAAAGGCAAAUGGCACAGUGGUAGAAGGUGGAGGCACAUUACACACCUGUGCCCUACGACCUGCAGGUAUCUACGGACCAGGUGAACAGAGACACCUGCCCAGAAUUGUGUCCUACAUCGAGCAGGGACUGUUUGCAGUUGUUUAUGGAGAGCCAGACUCGCUUGUAGAGUUUGUGCAUGUGGACAACCUGGCCACGGCACACGUACUGGCAGGACGCGCUCUACAAGACGACAAACAGCACGUAGCAGCAGGACAAGCAUAUUUCAUCUCUGAUGGAAAACCUGUCAACAACUUUGAGUUCUUCAGACCGCUGGUUGAGGGCCUUGGUUAUACCUACCCCACAGUCAGGGUGCCGGUGUCACUUGUCUACUUCUUUGCAUUCCUAACCGAGAUGGUCCACUAUGUCGUGGGGAGGUUUUACAACUUCCAACCACUUCUUACCAGGACUGAGGUGUACAAAACAGGGGUGACCCACUACUUCAACUUAGGGAAGGCCAAGAGGGAGCUGGGGUACGAACCCGUGACCUACGACCUGUCAGAGGUCGUACAGUGGUUCAAGAUCAGAGGUCACGGCAGGGCCAAGGGUCAAAGUGCAAAGUCCAAGUGGACGCGACUUCUCGUGGAUGCAGCAUUAGUUGUAAUGGCCAUGUUGGUGGUGAUGUCGUUUUUGCCGAGUGCACUUUGAUCUUUUGCAAAGUUACUGUAGAGAUGAAUAACGCCCAAAUAAUUGCCAUUAAUAAAAAGGAGAUUUGUAAUUCCAACCGUGCAUGUGUAGCAAAAUAUGUUGUAGGUCAUAUGUCAAAGUAGAAUGCCCCUAAGACAUAGACAAAACAUGUUUACAAGUUGUGAACUGUUAACAAGUUAGGGGCAGUCACAUAUUACCCAGAAUACAUUUUGCUCCACAUGUGCAGUUUGAAUCAUGAAUCUCCUUUUGCAAUCCUUGUAUGCUAUCAAUAUAUUAGGUUUGAUUGAUUUAACCGUAAUUUUUGGGGGUCUUGCGGUGCACACAUUGUAUUUGACUUCUAAGUUCUAUGACAACAAUGAAUCCACUAGAAUUGGUUUUUGCUCAAUAAUUUAGUUUUUUGUCCACUGAAAUUAACUAUUCAAUAGUUUUGUUAACUUUUUGCCAUCAGCUUUCUUUCACAUUUGUUGUACCUCCAUUAAAGACUAUACUGAUUACUGAUAUAAAUCUAUAAAAAAAUGCAAUAUAUUAAGGACUAAAAACAUCCCUAAAAUACUGUCGUAAUGCCACAAAGGCACAAAUUUGUAAACAUUGAAAACCCUUUGAUGACUCAGGGACUCCAAAUCUGAAUAUACACCAUUUAUUGAGACAAUAAUGAUAAUAAUAAUGUGCAUGUACAGCCGUAAUAUAUGGUAAUAUCAUAGAAUUGUGUACAAUGAUCAUAUACCCUACCGUCAAGAGGACGAAACUCACAUUAAAGAAGAAAUUUGUCGGAAUCAACUAUUGUCUACCUACUCGCCACUUGUAUAGCUGAGAACUGGAGUAUAUUUUUGGCGAAGCCUCAAGGGCGUAGCCUUUUUAUCUGAUGUUCUGAACAAAUAUCUAUGGUACCGUGAUUAUGUAGAGGUGUGGCAAUACAAUACUGUAAAUGCAUGAAUAUAUGCACAAUUUGCAUUCUACAUUUA